This is a messenger RNA of Ochlerotatus camptorhynchus, 1389 nucleotides long. RefSeq names its product pyruvate dehydrogenase E1 component subunit alpha, mitochondrial-like. Gene Ontology annotation, biological process: pyruvate decarboxylation to acetyl-CoA. NCBI's taxonomy places the organism in Eukaryota, Metazoa, Arthropoda, Insecta, Diptera, Culicidae. The record is from RefSeq and is a predicted model, not a curated record. The transcript has 6 exons. The coding region runs from base 127 to 1299 and encodes 390 amino acids. Gene Ontology annotation, cellular component: intracellular membrane-bounded organelle. Gene Ontology annotation, molecular function: pyruvate dehydrogenase (acetyl-transferring) activity.
UAGUUUUUCAUUUGCUUGCAGUUGCACGUCAAAGUCAAGCUUAUCUGGUGCAUCAUUUUUCUGUAUCAUUUUAAUACUUAACGGGAGUAAUUUUAUUACAUCGUUAUCACUUAAUUUUAUUGCAAAAUGUUUCGCACGGUCGUGGUGGAAUUGCCGGGUCUUUUAAAAAAGACACCAUUGAGAAGUGCAAAAAAUUAUGCAACUGAAGCAAAAUUCGAAACGAAGCCAUUCAAGUUGCACAAUCUAACGACAGGUCCACCGACAUCUGCAACGGUAACGAAAGAUGAAGCCAUCUCAUACUACAGAUCAAUGCAAGUCAUUCGUCGAUUGGAAACCUCCGCUGGUAAUUUGUACAAAGAGAAAAUUGUCCGAGGAUUUUGUCACCUGUAUUCGGGACAAGAGGCAUGUGCCGUUGGAAUGAAAGCGGCCAUGCGUCCCCAAGAUAAUAUCAUAUCGGCCUACCGUGUUCAUGGUUGGACGAACUUGAUGGGAGUAAGCGUCAAAGGUGUUCUAUCGGAGCUUACCGGAAAACAGGGUGGGUGCGCACGUGGAAAAGGUGGCUCCAUGCACAUGUAUGCUCCUAAUUUUUACGGUGGCAAUGGUAUUGUCGGUGCCCAAGUUCCACUGGGUGCUGGGGUCGCUUUGGCUUGCCAGUACAAAGGCAACAAUGGUGUUUGCCUUGCAUUGUACGGAGAUGGUGCUUCAAAUCAAGGACAGGUCUUCGAAGCUUAUAAUAUGGCACACCUGUGGAAACUUCCUUGCAUUUUUGUUUGUGAGAAUAAUGGAUAUGGAAUGGGUACCAGCGCUAAACGUUCUUCAAGCAACGUAAACUACUACCAACGAGGAGACGCUUUGCCAGGAAUUUGGGUUGAUGGAAUGGAUGUUGUUGCAGUCAAAUUGGCAACCGACUUUGCUAUCGACUACGUUUUGAAUCAUGGACCAGUGGUGAUGGAAGUGGUUACAUACAGAUAUUCUGGGCAUUCAAUGUCAGAUCCAGGAACUAGUUACCGUACACGCGAUGAAAUUCAAGAAGUUCGUCAAACUCGGGAUCCAAUCUCUUCCUUCAAGGAUAAAAUUAUCAAUGCAGGGUUGGUUACAGCAGAUGAUCUCAAGAAAAUUGACGCUGAGAUCAAGAAGGAGGUAGAUGACGCUACAAAGGCAGCUAAGGCCGAUACCGAGAUAGGUUUGCCUGAGUUGACCACCGAUAUUUACUCGAACAACCUUGAUGGUGACAUCAGGGGAGCAAAUCCGAACUCUUGGCUGAAGCAUGGCUCACUGAAACAUGCUGUAAAUUUGUAAUGAUGCAUGUUUCUAGGCAUAUUAUGCCUAUUAAACAAAUCUGUAAAUAAGUAGAAGGCGAGAUGAACCAGUCAUGGGGAAAAAUAAAUA